CAAACUCAGUUUACCGAAACAGAAUCCCAAAUCCCCAAUCAGAGAGUGAGCAUACAAAACCAGCAAAAUCAACCCAUCCCAUGAAGAAGGAAACAAGCGGACCUGUUCUCUGGCCAUUUCACGCCGGCGGCCAGUUUCACUCUCCAAUCUCUUCUCCGGGGACUUCUCCGUUCGCCGCCUCCACUAACUUCGGCUUCUCUUCCGCAUCCUCAACCUUUUUCCAAAACCACGACGAUCAUAACCACCAACGAUCCGCUUCUCCUACUCGAGUAAACAUUUCUUCGACUCCCCUGUCUCGCUCUGUUCGAUUUUCCAUCAGUCAUCGGUCCGGUUCCCCGAGUCGGUCCAUCACACUUUCCAGCCGGAACUCGCCGGUUCCUCUACCGAAAAAGCCGUGCGCGUGUUCCCCGACGACUCAUCCCGGUUCCUUCCGGUGCAGCCUGCAUAAAAAUUCAGGGAGUGGCGGUCACCAUCAGGCGUCGUCAUCGGCAUAUGCAUCGAGCGGUUUGAACAUGCGGAGGUCUGCGAUGACGAACUCGCUGGUGAGAAUCGGUGGCGUUGAGGGAGACUGGGUCAAGCGAGCGUUGACUGCUUUGAUUCGACCUUCUUCACAUCAGCUGAGAAGGAGAGCCAAUUUCCGGCCGCAGCGCAGCCGGCUUUCGGUUAUGUCAAAGGCCGAAAAUCUCCAAAACAAAGAAUGAUUAAUUUGUUUGAUUUUCGGCCGAUUGGAGUGAAAUCCUCUGUAAAUUACAUUUUGUUGUGCAUGGCGUGAAUUAGAUUAUACAUGUUUAGAUAUAAGAAAUGCAAUUGUUCAUACCCAAUUCGUAAGCCAAAAUCAAAUCGAACUGUUCUUCGAUUGAAAUCCUGUUCCUGUUGUAAUCCAUGGUUUGACAUUCCGGUAGCCGUUAUUUUACCAGGUGGCGACCGGCGUUGCUUCUGAUGUCAGGUCUAUAGUGAUCUAAUUGAUUUAUUCGUGUCA
Molecule: messenger RNA, 979 nt
Organism: Benincasa hispida (wax gourd)
Lineage: Eukaryota; Viridiplantae; Streptophyta; Magnoliopsida; Cucurbitales; Cucurbitaceae
Source: RefSeq, a predicted model, not a curated record